AUGGUGUCAAACAUCUCAGCUUCCUUCGAUAAUGGAGAUGUGCACAUCAAACAAUACAAGUAUCCGAUCCGGUUGUCAGUCAAAGAAGCAAAGACGCAUGAUAUUGUUAUGAUCGAGUACGCAGACGAGAUCUACCAAGCCAUGAUGGAGGCUUCAGAAAGAGCUAGGCCUAACAUUGACUUGUAUCUAAGUCAACCACAAAUUACACCAGAUAUACGCCUUAAAUUGGUGGAUUUUGCAUUGAAACUUCUGAUUCGAUUAAAAAUAAUUCCCUUCGUGUUUUAUCAGGGUAUACAAUUGUUUGAUUUGUAUUGUCUGCGUCGAAUUGUCGUUCUCGCUCAUGCUCAACUUGCCAUCACCACCUGCCUAUGGAUCGCUGCCAAAACUGCAGGCGGAAAUAAUCAUUUUGCAAAUUUGAACUGUGAAGAUGUCAGUUCAAUUUUUAGUAUAAGCGAUUUAGGCCAUGGUAGUGGCGCUCGAUUUCAUGGACCAACCGAACGUUUCAGACACCCAAGGCUUAAUGAAUUAGUGAAACUUUGCGGGUCAAAGUGCAACUAUGAUUCCCUGAUGUUUGUUCAAAUGGAAUUACACAUACUAACUGCUUUGGAAUGGAAUUUUAACAUUCCUUGCAUUAGUGACUUCAUGAUUCAUUCCACGGAACUCCAGGUAACUAUUGAAUCCAUCAAAACAGAUGACAGCAUCGUUGAGAUGUUCCGCACAAAGCGUUUCAUUGCGUACGCAGCUUGUUAUCUGUUUGAACUAGUCAACUAUACUCCUUCCCAGAUUGCCACCGUUCUUUUAGAUCUUGUCAAUGAUACGUUACAGAUCAAUGAGGGCCAUCCUUUACAUCAAAAACUCAGCAUCUCAGAAGAAGGAAGUGUCGUCGAUUACAACACCUACUACCACAUCAGGCGCCAUUUGGAGCGCUGCAUUCGGAAUGCUUCUGCUUAUUUGCUCGAGAUUUUCGACACUAGAGGUCCCCAACUCUUGCGCUCGAAGUUGUGCUCUAGUGAGAAUGUGGUGGGCAAUAAUUCACCACUUUCCUUAUCGAACUAUUCUUCAGGCAGUAUUGCGGACACCUCCAUUGCAAACUACACAUACAUGGGAUCAGAUUCUAUGGACCAGAGCCUGCAAAACGCCAUGCCAUCACCACACGACAACGUGCCCUUCACACACUCGCAGAUGUACAAUAAAACAAGAGAGCUUACCGUCCCAGAACAGAGUCAUAUGGUGUACAACAACUUGCAUCCUGCGCUGUCGACCUUUAUUUCAGGAAGUAAAGGCCAGUGUGAUAGAUACGCUGAACUCAUGCUACAGACUCCACAGGAGGACGACUACAUGGUCGAGAGAGAUUUUCCAUUGUAUGGAAGACCUUCUAAUUAG
Messenger RNA from Australozyma saopauloensis, 1383 nucleotides. RefSeq names its product cyclin (gene HGC1). Bases 1 to 1383 code for a protein of 460 amino acids. The transcript has a single exon. The record is from RefSeq and is a predicted model, not a curated record. NCBI's taxonomy places the organism in Eukaryota, Fungi, Ascomycota, Pichiomycetes, Serinales, Metschnikowiaceae.